AUGAACCCAGAGUUAGCAUGCAAGCAGGCAAAACGGUUGAUACGCGUCGCAGAAAAGAAAAAACUCACCGAUGCACAGGUAGCAGAGCUGCAGGCAUGUUUGGCGCGGCUUUCUCAGUCUAAGCGUGCACGACUUGAGGGUCUUCUCAAACGUGUCCAAGGCCUUAGCGGACCCACCACUAGACAGGGAACGGAGGACAACAAAGAAACUAAUGUCCUCAGACCGCUGUCGCAGUUCUCUAUUGGUCGAGGUGAGAGUAAGAGCCCCGCAGCUGUGCGCGAAACCAUCUUGCGGUGCGUGUCCUUUAGGCAUCUUGCUAGAAAUAAGACGGCAUUCGAACUAUACAACGAGUUUUCCUGCAAGGGAGUCCUUCUCUUAAAGUUGGAGCUUACCGAUGAUACUAAGCCAGACGUGUUUCCCAUACUGAACGCACAAUACCCAUUCUCGGUUUCGCUGUCAAGCGGAACCCAAAUAUCCAAUACUCACUAUUUUGAAACCAUACUGGAAGAGGAUAUGUGCUUGAGAAUGCAAAGGAUAACCAGCAUCAAGGAUUUACUUUUGGAGUCGGAGCAAUUUACUCCAUUCCUCUACUUGCCUCCCCAGUGCAUUAUUAAUAACUUAGCAGAUAAUUGGAACGGAGUACUUUUGGCCAUUGACUGCGAGAUGAUUCAUACGUCAGUGUGUGAGAAUGACUUGGCCAGAGUGACUGUUGUUGAAUGCAAUACGAGGACAACUACUCCAGUAACGAGCAUAUUCUCCCUAGUCUAUGAUGCGUAUGUUGAGCUACCGAGCGAUACAGAAGUAGUAGAUUACAAGACACAAUAUUCUGGGAUCACGGCACAGAUAUUAGAAAAUGCAAGUUCAAAGCACCCAAAGGAUAUCAUAAGAGAUCAUAUUUUGAGCUUCAUUCUGCCAUCCGAGCUGCACGAACUUCUAUAUGCUGAGCAGAUACAACACUCGACAGACUUGUCGGCACUGAGUGGUGUAUCUCUUCCGUUCAUUGUUGGUCACGGGGUCGAGAAUGACCUACGAGCAUUGGGAUUGAUCUACCCUCUUGUAAUUGAUACUUGUGUGCUUUACCAGCACGGGACCCGGAAGCCUCGCCUUCAGGAUCUAGCACGACGUUAUCUGCUAAAGGACAUACAGACUAAUGCAGAAGCAGGGCAUAGUAGCAUAGAGGACGCUGAGGCCGCUCUUCAUCUUGUCCUCCUGCGCCUUGAGCUAUCAAAUAUUCAUAUUUCCUCAAUACUCUCCCGCUCUCUAAGCUCCUCUUCGGCCGGAAAGGCUGUACAAAAGUAUUUCAAUAUGUUACGUGAAAGACAGAUAGCUACGCUCAAAGAAUCGACGGCUUCUCUCUCCCAGUUAAUAUACAAGUAUCAAGUAAUGAAGAGCGAAGCCAUUUCGCAAUAUGCAUAUGGCGUUCUUUCGCUCUAUAGUUUUAAAUCUAUUCAGCAUUUUACUCUCUCAGGAGCAAAAUCUCCCCCAACGCUAGGAGAACUUUUACUAUGGAUAUCGACGCUUCCGCCUCAGAAUAGGAAGUUUUGUAUCGCAACACCAGCACCAAUCCCCUGUUCAGAACUACUUCCCUACCUACGGGACAUCCAGGCAUAUGUCCCGCCGCAGAUCCUGGUGCUAUGUGUUGUGCAUGCAGGAGACAUUACCAUGUGCCCAUUUGUAUCGGGCGCUGAUUUUGAGGAUGUAUCUUCAAAGAAUCUUUUGGCCAAUAAAAUAGACUAG
Molecule: messenger RNA, 1737 nt
Organism: Giardia duodenalis
Lineage: Eukaryota; Fornicata; Diplomonadida; Hexamitidae
Product: Exonuclease
Exons: 1
Coding region: 1-1737 (578 amino acids)
Cellular component (GO): nucleus
Molecular function (GO): nucleic acid binding; exonuclease activity
Source: RefSeq, a predicted model, not a curated record